Aureobasidium pullulans EXF-150 is the source of this 1284-nucleotide messenger RNA. RefSeq lists its product as uncharacterized. The record is from RefSeq and is a predicted model, not a curated record. NCBI's taxonomy places the organism in Eukaryota, Fungi, Ascomycota, Dothideomycetes, Dothideales, Saccotheciaceae. The transcript is spliced from 3 exons. The coding region runs from base 1 to 1194 and encodes 397 amino acids.
AUGCGUAGAAAUUUUGUUCGCUUCAACCGACUGGGACCCGAUCGUCAACGGAGCCGUGCACUCAGAUCUCCUGAUCCUUUCUACCAACCACCAGAAGAACAUCACUCACCGGAGAAUUAUCAGCCACCAGAGGAAUACCAACGCAUCCUCGAUCAGUUCCGCAGCAGAAGAGAUGAAGCUCAGGUGUCCGAUCAGGCGGAUCAGGAAAUCAAUCAGGGCGCUCAAGAGACCCAUGAGGACCACUCCCUUCCCGAUGGACCCGGCCUCGACGACCACGAUGCACUCAUGAGCGCGAUAAGGACCAUCGACGCCGAAAUCUCCGUCCACGAGAUCCAAGCAGUCGAGGAAGCACAUCGCAGAGUGAGAGAGCUUACCUCCAUCAUCUCGACCCCUGACGCAGAAGAUCAUGACAUGGAAAGCCCGCCCAUAUCAACAGAUUCUGACUCCGAUGUCUCAGAAAUCCACCUCGACUCCGAUGCAGACGACCAACAGCUCCGCAACCUUCAACGCGAAGCCAUCCUCCUCCGCCUCCAAAGCGCCAGUCUCCAGCACCGAAUCCUCCUGGAAGAAUUCAAGAUGCUGACUCAACACAAUUAUCACAAGACCAGCGUCAUGUAUGCAUACAGAAGAAUCUGGGUCUUGUGUCAAAUGGUGUGUGUUCUAGACGACGGCAUUCAAGCUUGGGAAGCCCUCAUGGAGCUUCGACGCAAUGAGAUGGAUAGGCAGGUCUUGAGGGAUGAGCUCACUAGAGCUGAAGCUAAUGCCUCGUAUGCGAGACUGGCGAAUCAUCGGGAUGAGCUGUAUGAUCAUUGCGUUGAGGCUGGACGGCAUUAUGUCAGAGCUAUGUGGUCAAGAGAGUUUGGUCCUGGUGUGCGAGUUGAGGAACUCAGCGAAUCUAUGAGAGAAUUGGAGCAUCACUAUCUGAUCAUCAAGCGCAACAAUGUCAGACUCCAAGCGGCAAUGCAACAGAUGCAAGCCACCUUUCCACAAGAUCAUCAAGUCAAUGAUGCGCGCGUACAGGCCUUGCACAAGAAUUCGAUUCAUGUGGUACGCUAUACAAUGAGAGAUGCCUCGAAUGCGAUGGAGAUGAUGCAGACUGGGAUGCAUACGAGGGGUAAUGCUGUCAAGAGAGUUGUGGCUAGAUUGGUUGAAAGAUUGAGUGGUCAGGGACCAGCCUGGAGCCGCUCCGGUUGACGGGCAUUCCAAAGCCCAUGAGCGCGACAGAGGAUUUAUGUGACUUCCAUUCUAUAUGUCUGGCUUGAACGAUGGCUGGUGGAAGCGAAC